Purpureocillium lilacinum is the source of this 642-nucleotide messenger RNA. Lineage: Eukaryota; Fungi; Ascomycota; Sordariomycetes; Hypocreales; Ophiocordycipitaceae. The record is from RefSeq and is a predicted model, not a curated record.
AUGACCGACGUGGGCUGCCACGUGCGUGCGUCGAGUGAGGCGGCAAAGGUCGGAAGAGCGAGUGACGGAGAGAACGGGACGCUGGAGGGUGCGUUCGUUGCCAAACGUAACGUCAAUCAAUAUAUUCUCGCGGCAUGCCCAAGUAGUAGUAGCUGCGCCAGCAACAUACAGUGUCAUCAUGAACCAGGCAGGUCACAUUGGCCGCCCGAUCCCGAGGAGAAGGGUCGAGCCGGCAACAGAGCUCUUAGGAUCGCCGUGCUAUGGGCGUGGGUGCCGCCAAACGGCAGCGGUUCAUCUGAUGGGGAAGGGUGCCCGGGAACCAGAAAAAGGCUGGAGCGGUAUGGGAAUGGAAUGGGCAAUCUCGGGGCGGUCCCAGAGGGACGGACGGCAUUGACGCCGCCAGAAGGGUGUAAAUGGAUUAAAUUAAAGUGGUGUGGGCGAGCGUGUCAGACGCGUCGGGGGCUUGGGACACCGUGGCGUGGCCACGACAGAGACAAGGACAACAAGGGGAGAAGGGAGCCAGGAGGAGAGAAAUCUCUGCCACCAAGUGCCGAGGCUGGGGUGAGCUACGGGGGCCUCGGAGAGAUUCAUGUCGAGCAUGUGUGCCGGGUGAAGACUUGCAAAAGUCCACGGUCCGUAUAG